Messenger RNA from Capra hircus (goat), 2290 nucleotides. It is a transcript of the gene ASRGL1, whose product is annotated as asparaginase like 1. Bases 263 to 1192 code for a protein of 309 amino acids. NCBI's taxonomy places the organism in Eukaryota, Metazoa, Chordata, Mammalia, Artiodactyla, Bovidae. Gene Ontology annotation, molecular function: asparaginase activity. The record is from RefSeq and is a predicted model, not a curated record. The transcript is spliced from 7 exons.
GGCGGGAGCCGAGCGCGCGGUGGCAACGAGGGCAGGAGUGCUUGCUCCCCCGCCGCGCGUUGAGGCUUUACGGUAAUUCCGCGGGGCUCGCUGCCCCGCCCUCGUGCGCAGGCGCAGAGCCGUUGCCCGCCGAGCGGUUGCCGGCGGAGCGGUUUCCAGAGCGGCUUUGCAGUGAAACCGCUUGUGCAGGACCCGCCAGGGCGGCUCGGCCGAGCCUGAAUCCCCGGCGUCCGCCUCCUGCGGCGUCCUCGGAUCCUUCGCCAUGAACCCCAUAGUCGUCGUGGUCCACGGUGGCGGAGCCAGCAGUAUCUCCAAGGACCGGAAAGAGCGGGUGCGCCAGGGCAUCCUUAGAGCCGCCACCGUGGGUUACAACAUCCUCAAGCAGGGAGGGAGCGCCGUUGACGCGGUGGAAGGAGCCGUGACAGUGCUGGAAGACGAUCCCGACUUCAACGCAGGUUGUGGAUCUGUCUUGAACGAAAACGGGGAGGUUGAAAUGGAUGCCAGUAUCAUGAAUGGGAAAGACCUGUCUGCAGGGGCGGUGUCUGCAGUCCGCUGUAUCGCAAAUCCCAUUAAACUCGCACGACUUGUUAUGGACAAGACACCUCACUGCUUUCUGACUGACCAAGGCGCAGCAAAAUUUGCAGCAGCCAGUGGGAUUCCAACGAUUCCUGGGCAACAGCUGGUAACAGAAAGAAACAGGAAGCGCCUGGAAAAAGAGAAGCUUGAGAAAGAUGCUCAGAAGGCGGACUGUCAGAACAACUUGGGGACUGUGGGUGCUGUUGCCGUGGACUGCCAGGGAAACCUAGCUUACGCAACCUCCACGGGGGGCAUCGUCAACAAGAUGCCAGGCCGAGUCGGGGACACGCCGUGUAUAGGAUCUGGAGGUUACGCUGACAAUGACAUCGGAGCCGUCUCGACGACGGGGCACGGUGAGAGCAUCCUGAAGGUGAAUCUGGCCAGACUCGCGCUCUUCCACGUUGAGCAGGGAAAAUCACUAGAAGAAGCUGCCAACGCAUCUUUGGGUCUUAUGAAGUCAAAGGUCAAAGGCGUAGGUGGUAUCAUCAUGGUCAACAAAGCAGGAGAGUGGGCGGUGAAGUGGACCUCCACAUCCAUGCCCUGGGCAGCUGCAAAGGACGGCAAGCUGCACUCGGGAAUUGACUUCGGCGACACGAGCAUCAUCAACCUGUCCUAAGCCCCCAGAAGCUGUAUUCUAGAAGCUAGCUUGGAGGCGACGCACGGUCUCCUGGUGUGGAGACCUAGCUUCAUCAAUUAGAUCUAGAAAUAGAAAAAUGCUGCAGUCUGUCACUCGUUUUGUUGCCUUGAUAAGUGUCUGGUUGGGGGCGGAUUCCAAAGUGUACGAGAAAUGCCCAUGUUAAGGUAAAAAUAAGACCAGUGAAGAUGGCAAACUCCAGGGAGCCCUCCUCAUGAAUAGUCCCCGUUGUCUGAGGCUAGAAAGAAGAAACAGCAAGAUCUUUACAGAAAGGGCCUCGAUGUAGGGAACGGCUUCUGGAGUUGGGGGACCUACAGCAGUGACAGAGGCUAUAGGUUCAAGGGUGCGGGGGGUUCGGAGGAGAGGGCUCUGGGGCAGGACCCAGUGCAGGGCGAGGCGGGCAGGAAGGAGCCAGUGGAAGCAGUGAAGGGGAGACGGCCACAGAGUUAAUGGAACGCUGAAUGUUGCAGAGCUCAUUCGGAGUCAGAAGAACAUUAGGCAAAAGAAACAGAAAAACUGGUUUUGUUAAGAAAGUGCAGAUCUCUGACUUACCAAUACAGACGUGUUUCCAGAUGCUGUAAAAGGACCCUCUGCUGACCCCUGGCUCUCAGCUGCAGGUGAAAAGUCGUCAUGGGCACCCUGGAGCCCCUCCCAAGAUUAAGAGCUUUCUCGGGCUCACUCCCGAGCCUGCUCACCUUGUUUCCCCGCCCCCAGCCAGCUUCCGCCUCCCAGAGCCUGGUUCUUCACAGUAAACCGUGGGGCUAUUGACCUCUCUGCCUCUCCUACAACAGGAAGAGCCAGUCAGUGUCCAGAUGACCCCGACUUAACAGCGUCCGUGACUGUCCAGUGCUGUGGGUUCCCCCAGCUGAACUGGGUGUCCACUGUGGUCAGCAUGGUAGAGAAAGGCAUUUCCCUGGUGGAGAGUAUUCCUAUUAGCCUCUUUACACUGGAGACAGUAUUUUUGCUAUGACAUAUCUGCUCAUUUUUUUAUAACCUGUCAGGGCUUGCUUUCUCUCUGGAAAGAAAUUGCUUCACUUUAAAUUCCAUAUGCCACUAAUAAAAUGCAUUUUGAAAGAAUAA